UUAUUUCUACCGCUUGCCUCCUACUCUCUCUCUCCUCUUUCCCUUCCUUUCAAAUGGCCGGAAGAAGGCCAUUUACCGGCAAUUCCCAUCAAAUUUCCGGCAAAUAGCUCUCAGGUUUAAUGCAAUGCAGCUCGGAGAAGAGAGAAGUGGAAGCAGUAGCAACGAUGAUUCUGGAGAGAGGUUUCCAGCAUAUUCCAGAAAGAGGUCAGUGGAUUCCUGCGACCGGAAUUCGGAAAGCUGGGUCGAAGAGAGAACAUGAAACCCGCAACGACUGGAGCGCUGAGGCAAUACGUGAGAUCGAAAAUGCCUUGGCUUCAAUGGACACCUGAUCUACAUCUUUGCUUUGUCCAAGCGGUAGAGAGACUUGGAGCCCAAGAUAGAGCAACGCCUAAGUUGGUUUUACAGCUGAUGAAUGUGAAACAUGUGCUGAUUUAUAGGAGCAAGAAGGUGGACGAUUCUGGGCAAGUCGCAUCGCAGCUGGACAGGCUGAUACCGGGGGAGGAUCACUACUACGCAAGAGGCAGCAGUCUGCAGAUGCAGCAGUAAUUCAGAAAGGACCAACUCUCUCAUGUUUUGCAUUAUUGUGGUUGCAGAACCUCUCUCUCUCUAGGCCCAAUCUCAUUUUUUCUCAUUUGGUCUUUAAAGGCAGCAUGAUUGGGUAUUCAAACCAUAUGGAUUCCAAGGUAUAUAGGUGAUAAUCAUGGGGCAUCGAUAUCAAGCUUUCAUGCCAUACAAAAUACAGUGUUCAGAGAGAAUGGCAAGAGGUCAAUGCAAGAGUGGCUUGCAAUAAGGGAGCAGCCACCUCUGGUGGGCCUUUUAGGUUAAACCACGGCAUAGAAGAGAGAAGAUACCCCAACAUUCAGAGAGAGACAGGAAUUGGGUAAGGAAUGAAGGAUAGAAGAGAGAAGAUACCCCAACAUUCAUAGGCAAAUUCCUCUGAAUUUUGAGUGGAAUUGGCCAAGCUCGAUCAAAUGUCGUGGGUUCUUGUCAAAGCUCCAUUGUUAUAUCCAUGGAUCAGUCAAUUUUUGGAAGGAGUAUUGCUCAUAGUACUAUGCUCACAAAUAGAUCGCAUGAGGCUUCAACUGCUUCUGAUAGGCAUGGAUCACAAUUUGAGCUCUCCUUGCAGCUUCCUGUAAAUAUUUUCCCCCUUCCUUUCUCUCUACCCCCUAAAAAUCACACAGACAUGCACUUGUUUCAACUGAUUUUAGUUAAGCAGCGGUUUCGAUGAAUCAUAAACUUAAAAAUAAAUUGAAAUUGUAAAUCUUGUUGAUCUCGCUUGCCAUAGAUAUCUGUAUUUGCUCUCACCGAUCGAUCUACAAAUUUACAGUUGCUGCAACAUGGAAAUAACAAUCUUGGUAUGAACCUGCUGGAUAAACUAAGCGAAGAUACGAUUCCAGAUGAGAAGAGAUUGCAUACUGUUGAGCUUGACUUGAAAUACACUCUAAACCCAAGUUUGCAGAAAGCUCACACUUAGGAUAUUAAAGAACCGGAGAGUAAUCUCUCACUAUCCU
Molecule: messenger RNA, 1511 nt
Organism: Amborella trichopoda
Lineage: Eukaryota; Viridiplantae; Streptophyta; Magnoliopsida; Amborellales; Amborellaceae
Product: myb family transcription factor MOF1-like
Molecular function (GO): DNA binding; DNA-binding transcription factor activity
Source: RefSeq, a predicted model, not a curated record